CCUCUGCUCCGAUUGGUCGCUGCGGGACGCGUCUCAAAGCUGUCGCCGGAAGUGGGCGGGGCCGACGCGUUUGUUGUGCUUGAGGCCAUUUCCGGCGCAGGCCUGAGGCUCCGGGAGGCCAGCCUGUCCCCAUGAGUUCCCCGGUGGAGGAUGUCCAUGAUCCUCUUUGCCUGCGUGGUGCGGGUGAGGGACGGACUCCCACUCUCGGCCUCCACAGACUUUCACCUUGACCAGGAUUUCUUGGAAUGCAGGAAGAAACUCAAGGCCUUGUCGUCCAUCCUGACACAGUAUCCAGAGCGGGGUACAGCCACCGAACGUGACCUCAGCAUACACUUCCAUUCCUCUGGAGACAUUGCCUGCAUGGGCAUCUGCAGAAACAGCUAUCCCACAGUCAUGGCCUUCUGCUUCUUGGAAGAGCUCCAGUGGGAAUUUGCCACUACUUAUGAUGGUUCAAGUGUGGGCCUGGCAUCCAGGCCAUAUGCUUUUCUUGAAUUUGACAAUGUCAUUCAGAAAGUCAAAAGCCGUUUCAAUUACACAAACUGUGCGCAGACAGCAUUCAACAUGGAAAAAAUCCAGGAAGAGCUUCGCUUGCAGCCUCCUGCGCUUAUCAGGUUGGAAGACACAGCAUUGAUGAACGGGAUGGUGAACGGCCACACGGAGCUCCAUGCCGAAUCUGCCCCCACUUACCGAAUGCAACCAGUGUCUCCAUUGGGAAUUUUAUCUCUGGUUCUCAACAUCAUGUGUGGUGCCUUGAAUCUCAUUCGAGGAGUUCAUCUUGCAGAGUAUUCUUUUCAGGAAGAUCGCACAGGAAUUGGGAAAGUCAUAGCAUUCCUUCUGCCUUUUGUAUCCUGUUUCCUGUUGUGCUAUCUCUACCUGUUCUACAGCUCAGCCAGGAAGAUAAAGGUCUUCAUACUUUUUGUCACGAUCUGUAUAUGCAACAUUUAUUUGUACGGACUGAGGAACAUCUGGCAGAUACUCUUCCACAUCGGGGUGGCUUCGUUUUCCUCCCAUCAGAUACUAACACGGCAGGUUUCAGAGAAACAGCCAGAUUUCGGAGUAUGAACAAAAGAAAAUUAGGCAUCUGGAAAUGUGUUUAGUCAGAACUUUGGGUUUGGGAGGGGUAUUUAAGGUUGGUCACGGUUAGCUUCCAUUAUAUGGAAGUCCCAUUCCUGUUUAGAUAGUGGGUUUUAGCACUCAUAUCAACAGAAUGGACCAGAAUGACUAUGGUAUUCAGUUUAAGGCAAGAGGUUCUACACACCAGCCCUUUACAGUUUUAAUGCACAAAACGUACACAAGGAGCUGAAUAUCUGCUCAAGCAGGGAAAUCAGUCUGGAGAUUUCAUGAAUAUGAGCACCAUACUGGUCUGGACUUUGGAGAAGAUAGUAGGAAAGCUGCAGCAGGAACAAUCAGUUUGCCUGUCCUGUUUGGCAGACAUGGACCAGAUUGUAAAAUACAAUCAGCUCUGGACAAGCCAAAAAGUGAAGACCUGUCCCACUGGCAGAGGAGGACUUUAAAAGCAGGGGACAGCAGCCUUUUUCCUCUUUUCUUUUGGAUAAUUUUAAGGGUGGGUUGGAAUCCACAUGCCAACAGGCUGAAGCCUGCGUUGAACAGGGAAGUGGCUUUUCUCAUUCUCCACUUUUCCUUUAAUCCCCUUCCUCUCAGGUGGGAAAAAAGAGAAAUCACUCUUAUAAAGGUUUCAGCACUGACUUGCACAAGGUUUUUAAAAUGAAGCUGAGGACUGUAGGAGAUUAUAGUAUGGGCCAGAUGCCAUCUACGAAGCACAACUUUUCUUCAAAUAAUCAUUCAUUUAAAUUAGCAGUUAGCAUUAGGUCAGGCAUGGGCAAACUUUGACUCUCCAGGUGUUUUGGACUCCAACUCUCACAAUUCCUAACAGCCUGCCGGCUGUUAGGAAUUGUGGGAGUUGGAGUCCAAACUAUAUAGAGGGCAGAAGUUUGCCUAUGUCUGUGUUAGGGGCAUUGCAUAGGUUCUUGAAUGAUUUGUCUGUUUCAAAUCAGAGACUCAGUGUGCUGUAGUGGUUUGAGCAUUGGGCUAUGAUUCAGAAGACCACUGGAGUAUCAAUCUCAGGAAAGUUGUGGCAAACCCUGGAACAGAUCUUGCUGAGUAAAACCACAAGGGGUUGCUGUGACUCGGAAACAACUUGAAGGUACACAACAGCAACAGUAACAAGGUUUGCAUGCAUUAGACAAGUGAAUUGAGGACCAUUCCCAUGUAAGGUAAAGCUAAAAGUUUCCCUUGACAUCAAGUCCAGUCAUGUCUGACUCUGGGGGUUGGUGCCCAUCUCCAAUUCUAAGCCGAAGAGCCGGUGUUGUCCGUAGACACCUCCAAGGUCAUGUGGCCAAUGGCAUGACUGCAUGGAGUGCUGUUACCUUCCCGCUGGAGCAGUACCUAUUGAUCUCACAUUUGCAUGUUUUUAAACUGCUAGGUUAGCAGAAGCUGGAGCUAACAGCGGGCGCUCAUUCCGCUCCCCGGAUUCGAACCUGCGACCUUUUGGUUCACAAGUUCAGCAGCUCAGUGCUUUAACUCACUGUGCCACUGGAGGCCCCAUGUACACAUUCCCAUGUACGUAUCUGAAAAGAUUGGUGGGAAAGACAACACAAUAAGUGUUUUGGAGAGCAUACCAGGCAGGAAUUCCUUGUACAAUUCAACCUUUUUCCUCUUGUCUAAGGCCCUGAAAGUUUUAACAGUGUCUGUGUUGGCAGUGAGCCUCCAGUAAUGUGUUUGGUGUCUAUUGUGCUGACUCUGUGCUAAUAUAUCACACAUACAGAGUUUGAUGAGUAAAGAAGGAACACUGCAAACUGAAUGCAAAGUAUGAUUUCCCCAGGAGGGAUCCCUGUAUAUAAGAUGUAAACAUCUGUGCCUUGGAUAUGGGUUUAGUUAUGGCAGGUGAUUGAGACUCUGAAGCCUUUGGCAGCUUGCUCAGUGGUCAGGAAUUCUGGGAGCUGGAGUCCAAAACAGCUAGCGGGCCAAAGGCUGGACUUCACUGGGUUCUAGGGAUCUCACUGUAUCACCCCUAUUCUUACACCAAGGAUAAUAAGAGUUUAAUGUUGUGGGACUGCCUCCUAGUAUGAUCUAGUGGUUUGACCAUUAGAUUAUAACUCUGGAGACCAGAGUUUGAGUCCCCACCUGGCAAUAGAAACCGAUUGGAUGAUGGUCAAGUCACAUUCUCUCAGCCUCAAAAGCAAUGGCUAAUCCUAUUUGAACCAAUCCUGCCAAGAAACUCCUGUGAUAGGUCGGUCUACAAAUUGGAAAUGAUAUAAUUUGAGGACUAACACACUCAUCUCUGUUUUGGUUUAUUGUCAUUGUUCCACUCUUCUCGUCCACAGCAAUGCAGAACUGUUUGCUUAAUAAAAGAAAAGAAAUUAUUCAGUCCAUGUUUAUUAGAACAAAAUGGAACAAAUGCCCAUUUGUGUAAGUGGUCUACAUGGAUUACUCACCAUUUGCUUUGAUCUGAUAUACUCAGAAGUCUCACAGAAGUUCCCUUUUUAAACCUUGAUAUUAUGGAGCUGGUUAACUCAAGUUGGGGGGAAAGAUUCAUUCUGACAUAUUGAAACCUGUGUUUUAUGUUUGCUAAGGACUGUGCUUGAAUUUUUCAGGGUUGCUUUUUCAUCUAGCCCCAUAAAUGGGGUUUUGAUACUUAAAAAUAUUUGUGGUUGGAAUAAUCAUGUUUUAUAUCUUCCAAAAAAUGACAAUUCCCCUUUUUUUGUUCACACCUUUCCCUAAUAUUUAUCGUGUUUGGAUACAGAUAUAUUUUUAAAUACUUGAUUAUUUUGUUUCCCACAAAACCAAUACAGUUUUGAUGAAAGGAAAGAGCCGUGAAAUCUAGCAAUUGGCUUAAAAACAAAAUAUGUUGAGAUUCUAAGUGGGAUCUUUUUAAAAAGAGAUGAUCAGAGACUUAAGAUCCUAAACUCCCAACCUUUAUUUUUAAACCAAAGACAUUUGAUUUUUAAAAUAAUGCUUAGUAGGAAAAGAGCUGCUGAUUUUGGGGAAAGUUUUUUUUUUUUUGCACUGUAAUGGAGGUCUGGAUUUCCGGAAAAAUAAUUUUUUGCAUGAGUGUAAAUAUGUAUAUACUCAACAGGUGAUUGGAGUAAAAUGAGUAAAUUACUUUUUUGUA
Anolis carolinensis (green anole) is the source of this 4132-nucleotide messenger RNA. RefSeq names its product SEC22 homolog C, vesicle trafficking protein (gene sec22c). NCBI's taxonomy places the organism in Eukaryota, Metazoa, Chordata, Lepidosauria, Squamata, Anolidae. The transcript is spliced from 7 exons. The coding region runs from base 151 to 1062 and encodes 303 amino acids. The record is from RefSeq and is a predicted model, not a curated record. Gene Ontology annotation, cellular component: membrane. Gene Ontology annotation, biological process: endoplasmic reticulum to Golgi vesicle-mediated transport.